AUGGUUGCCGCUGUAACUAAGCCAAGUCAGGACCGAAUGAGAAGCAUCGGGUUUUUAUAUCCAAUGUUUUAUUUCAAAAACAUCCGUGAAUUAACAUGUUUGUUUGUUACCGCUUGUAUUUUGAUGAGCCAGUCGUUAGCAGACGACCAGGACUUUUUGGAGGAGUUUCUGAAGCGGGAAUAUUCUCUGGCAAAGCCAUACCGUGGGUUGGGCUUCUCUAGUUCUUCACAGUGGGAUCUGAUGGGCACUGCCAUGGUUACACCUGACCAUGUUAGGCUGACCCCAGACCUGCAGAGCAGACAGGGAGCAGUGUGGAGUCGAAUUCCUUUCUUCUUGCGUGAUUGGGAGCUUAAGGUUCACUUUAAAAUCCACGGUCAGGGAAAGAAGAAUUUAAACGGGGAUGGACUGGCCAUCUGGUUAACCAGAGAUCGCAUGCAGAAUGGUCCCGUGUUUGGCAACAUGAACCAGUUCAUUGGACUUGGAAUAUUUGUGGACACUUACCCCAAUGCUGACAAGACCCAUGAUAGGACUUUCCCUUAUAUAUCUGUAAUGCUGGGGAAUGGGACUCUGUCCUAUAACCAUGAUCAUGAUGGACGGACCACUGAACUUGGGGGGUGCACUGCUAUGGCGCGCAACGCAAUCUACGACACGUUCCUCCUCGUCAGACUCUCCAAAAACAGACUCACGCUCGUGGUGGAUGUGGAUGGUAAGCAGGAAUGGAAACACUGUGCUGACGUCACAGGAGUGCGGCUACCUCCAGGCUACUUCUUUGGUGCCUCCUCUGCCACUGGAGACUUAUCAGAUAACCAUGACAUAAUCUCCAUGAAGCUGUACCAGCUGACAGUAGAGAGGACUCCUGAGGAGGAGGAAGAGGAAGAAAUCACCGUACCCAGAGUUGACAACAUGGAACAGUUCCGAGUGGAAGUCGAGGAGGAAGGGAUGAGCGGAGUCCAGUUCUUUUUCACCCUCCUUUUCUCCAUCCUGGGCCUAGGUGUGCUGGCAGUGGUGGGACUGAUGGUUUACGGGCGCUGGAAGGAAAACAGACGUAAACGUUUCUAUUGAUAAGAGACCAAGUGAACCAUGUGGGUUUUUCAGAAUGUGUGUUUCUUAAUCAACAUACAUUACAACAAUGCAAAGACUUGCCAUAGCUUUACUGAAACUAUCGAAUGAACUGAAUGAACAACCUCAUGGGUCUGAAGCCCACAGCCUAGAGAUCAUAAACUGCCGAGAUGAACAGGUGAAGAGAUCAUGAACAGGUGAGCCAGCUGUGAAAUAUAUAUUUUUUUUUUAGAAUUUUUUUUUUUUUUUAUUAUUAUUAUGGAAGGUAAAGCUGCUCAAGUUGAUUUUUUUGUGUUAAAAUAUGCUCAUCUCAACUUGAAGCACAGUGAGGUUGCAGCAUCCCAUAUCACUAACUGACACUAGAUUUCAGACAAACAAAAACUUCAGAAUCAGAUGCUGUAUGUAGUUUAUUGACGCCAUGUUACGGUACUGAAGUGUAGUUACCUCCUACGGCCACUUGGUGCUGCCAGCGUGCAGCUUUAAAUCUGACCUGUACCUGCUGUGAAGACUAAUCAGCCUGUGGAUCAUUGCAGACGUGUUGCUGCACUGAAGAAGUUUCAGUUGUAGUGACCUCUUCAGUGAAUCUGAGAGCACUUUAUGAGCCAGGCAACGCACUUACAUCAGCUGUGGAGGUUGUGUGACCUGUUUUUAAAUGUAUGAUCAAUGACACAUCACAUUAUGUUGUACAUGAAAGUAAUGAUUCGAGUCACCAGUGCUGUUUGAAGUGCCUAGCUAGGACCGAUAAAGACAAGGUGUUACUUUAUGUUGUGGCCCUGUCUGCAGGUUUAAGCUCCCUUUUCUUUUCUAUUUAACAUCUCAAAUGAUUUGGCUUCAUUCACUUUCUGAAGUUACUAACAGUUCCGUUAUGAUGGAGUUGUUUAUCCAGAUCAAAAAUCUCUGUUUCUGUGGCACUGAAUUUCAUCAGACCCCAGUCAAUAGAAAAUAUUUCACUAUUAUAUCAGCUAAUUCAUUUGUGAUGAUGUUGCUUUGGGAUUUGAAUCCAGGACGCACUGUGAAUUGAAUAGCCAUAUGCAGGAUUAUGUUGUCAAAUGCGCGUUUGAGUUAAACUGAAGAGUAUGUGAAUAUGAAUGCUGUUUACUGUUUAGUUGUGUAACCUGUAAUAUAGCUGUUAAAAUGAUGCAGGGCUUUUUCUGCCAAAAUACAAGCUGGUGCCUUACCCACGGUGUCCAGUGGACGCAGCUCUGUCACAUGUCUGUUCCUUCUCAGCUGCUACAGACGCUCCACUGACUCUCCAGCUGGUGUGACAGUCAGUGAGCUUACAUGCAGUCAUUUUUCUUGACUGUCGUGUAAAUGAGAAACUUUGUGUUCUGUUAUCAGGGAGGAUGAUGAGGUUAACCUAGUUUCCUCAGGUAGAUUGUUACAGAAUGCUGAACUCUGGCCCUGUUCAGACCUGCAUUAACAAGCGUCUUCAGUGCUUCAGAGAUCCGCUCAUAUGUGGUCAGCUCUGAGUUCGUCAGUUCACACCUGCUUUAAAAUGAGUCUCCAUCAGAUCUCACUUCCUGCUUUAUAUGCAAAUAAACAGGUAUGCGUUGAUGUUUCUGGACAAUCUGACAGAUGGGUCCAUUGUCAAUGUGCUUGUGUGUAUGUGUGUGUGUGCGCAGGAGAGAGAGACAGAGAGAGAGAGAGUGAGUGGGGCAUGGAGGGUUUGAACGAAUCAUCGCACUGUGCACAGCUCUAAUGAAAUACAGUUUUAUCCAUUUGAAAUAUCGAAAUAUUUUAGGUUCAUUAUGAAACUGUGUUGGGACUAAUGAGACUGUGGCA
Seriola dumerili (greater amberjack) is the source of this 2841-nucleotide messenger RNA. It is a transcript of the gene lman2lb, whose product is annotated as VIP36-like protein. Bases 1 to 1062 code for a protein of 353 amino acids. NCBI's taxonomy places the organism in Eukaryota, Metazoa, Chordata, Actinopteri, Carangiformes, Carangidae. Gene Ontology annotation, molecular function: D-mannose binding. Gene Ontology annotation, biological process: endoplasmic reticulum to Golgi vesicle-mediated transport; Golgi organization; endoplasmic reticulum organization. Gene Ontology annotation, cellular component: Golgi membrane; endoplasmic reticulum membrane; endoplasmic reticulum-Golgi intermediate compartment. The record is from RefSeq and is a predicted model, not a curated record. The transcript has 8 exons.